AUGCCUCCGAAUCCAAAAGAUCUUGAAGAGCCGAUGCCAGCAAGUGUGAUAGAGUGGAAAAAUUCAGCUAGAGCAUGGGGUGCUUUUGGUGCAAUUAAAGACUUGGGCUCUCAGGAGAAAGUCAAAUCGGCGUCUCGUUUUGAAUUCAGACAUUUCCUUGGUCUGAGAGUCAUCUACGAAGACCAAAACCCCAAGUCGACCCUGCCCGUCUAUAUCAACAACCAAUUUCCUCCGGCUACGAACGCAGGCCUUGAAUCCCUAGAUGGUUGGAACGCCUACCUCAACAUGAUCGAGGAAUUCGCCAAUCGGAACGAGACCACCGAAACUGUCUCGCGAACAUGCGUUCCGAUGAAUUUGGGCGCGUUCCUUAACGUAUGGCAGUUCCAGAGACAUGUCCUGCUUGGGGACAACAAGGCCGCCGAUGUGAGCAAAAUUUCCGAGGUUUCGCCAAUUGCAAGUCGAACAAGAGCCAAGACUGAGCAGAGUUUGUACCUUGCGACCCCUACCCCAGCUUCGAAGGUCAAGAAGUCUUCUCUCUCAGACCUGGCAGCGAAACUUUCUAUCAAAAAUCAAGACGUUUUUGCGAAGGAAGCCGAGGAAGUCAUUAUGGACCAAAAAGAGGAGAUUCAAGAGGAGGUCACAGCAAAACGCCUUGAGAUCCUUUCUAACGAUGAGUCGGAGGCCUCGUCAGAGGAGGAAAACAUAGACGAGGAUCCGAAGGAUGGCUUCUACACUCCUAUGCGAGGCUCUCGAGGUCAGCUGAUCAGAGAUGAACAAACAGUCAAUGUUUUCUUGCUUGCCCUGCUAUCCGCCAUUACUGCUGCAACAGUACCUUUCCACACUCGCUGGCUUGCAGAAAGAAAUGCUAUGGUGUUCCAGAAGAAUGUCCAAUAUGUCGCUAGGACAGAUGGGCACCUUCGGAAGAAGAACGGUCAGAGCUCCUGUCUGAUCGAGGUGAAGCCUAGGCCUCGAAGAAGACCCAACGACGUGUCCAUUCGAGUUCAAGAGAGCGCUCAAAUGGCGGCAUGGAUCUCUAUAUUUCUCCUAUCUCAAGACAAAGACGAAAUCUAUUUGACUUUUCCACACUUCACAGAGGCGUACGGCAAGGAUGAUAAGAACAUGGCCGAUUUGAAAGACACAGAUUUCCUGCGGAUGCGCGAAUCCGCUCUCGCUUACGUAGAAUCCACUAUCCUCGAUCAAAAGUGCUUUGCAUUUUGGCUUCCCUUGUUUACGGCACAGGGGGGCGCAUCUCCACCUGAGCAAGAAGUGGUUGACAGCCAUUCUGGCAACGCCUCUCGUGCUGCAUCCACGAUCCCUGCAUUGCAGAAACAGUACAAUGGGAGCACUGGGCUGUACGACACGACAGGCCGGUGGAACAGUGCGAGUGCUCAGGGAGAGCCCGUGGCCUUCGCUGUCAUCGACCCGGCUCCGAAUACUGUCGCUAAUCAAGUGUACCCAAUCCCAGACGGCGUGGCAGUUUCGGCUUAUACCAACUUGUCCCUGGAAGUGGCCACGUUCCUGCAACCCCCUUUCUCCAUCAUUAAAGGCAAAUCUGACACUGGCUCCGAAGCUGAGGCAGAGCACCAGGGUUGCCGUGGAGGCGCAACACCGCUCAACGCAGCGCGGCAGUUGCGUGAGAAGAUUGGCGCACCAGAUGGAGACGCGGCUGGGGGUGUAGGACUCAUUGUAGGACUGGUGUAG
Letharia lupina is the source of this 1701-nucleotide messenger RNA. RefSeq lists its product as uncharacterized. The transcript is spliced from 4 exons. The coding region runs from base 1 to 1701 and encodes 566 amino acids. Lineage: Eukaryota; Fungi; Ascomycota; Lecanoromycetes; Lecanorales; Parmeliaceae. The record is from RefSeq and is a predicted model, not a curated record.